Molecule: messenger RNA, 1026 nt
Organism: Mustela erminea (ermine)
Lineage: Eukaryota; Metazoa; Chordata; Mammalia; Carnivora; Mustelidae
Product: trace amine-associated receptor 7a-like
Biological process (GO): G protein-coupled receptor signaling pathway
Cellular component (GO): membrane
Molecular function (GO): trace-amine receptor activity
Source: RefSeq, a predicted model, not a curated record
AUGAGCAGUGAUUUUCUCCCUCCUGAGACUGUGCAAAAGUGCUUUGAGAACCUGAAUGGAUCCUGCGUCAAAACUCCCUACUCACCAGGCCCCCGCGUGAUUCUCUAUGCAGUGUUUGGCUUCGGAGUUGUGCUGACUGUAUUUGGAAACCUCUUGGUGAUGAUUUCAAUCCUUCAUUUCCAACAGCUGCACACCCCUACGAACUUUCUGAUAGCGUCUCUGGCCUGCGCUGACUUCCUGGUGGGGGUGACCGUCAUGCCCUUCAGCACGGUGAGGUCUGUGGAGAGCUGCUGGUACUUCGGGGACAGUUACUGUAAAUUUCACUCUUGUUUCGAAGGGUCCUUCUGCUAUGCUUCUAUCUACCACUUGGGUUUUAUUUCCCUCGAUAGAUACAUUGCUGUCACUGACCCUCUGGUCUAUCCAACCAGGUUCACAGCGUCUUUGUCUGGCCUAUACUUCUCCUGGCUCCUUUCUAUUAUUUAUAGUCUUUCUCUUAUUGGCACGGGUGCCAAUGAAGCUGGGCUGCAAGAUCUGGUAAGUGCUCUCACUUGUGUGGGAGGUUGCCAAAUCGCAGUGAAUCAAAGGUGGGUAUUGGUGAAUUUUGUAUUAUUUUUCAUACCCACGCUUGUGAUGAUAAUUGUCUACUCCAAGAUUUUCCUCAUCGCUCAAAAACAGGCUAGAAGAAUUGAAAGUAUGAGCAGUAAGACUGUGAGAUCGGCAGACAGCUACAGAGACAGAGUGGCCAAGAGGGAGAGGAAAGCAGCAAAAACCCUGGGAAUUGCAGUGCUAGCCUUCCUGAUUUCAUGGUUGCCCUACUUCAUUGAUUCAAUCAUUGAUGCCUUCCUGGGUUUCAUCACACCCACAUAUAUCUAUGAAAUACUGGUUUGGAUUGCUUACUAUAACUCAGCAAUGAACCCCUUGAUUUAUGCUUUCUUUUAUCCUUGGUUUCGAAAAGCCAUCAGACUAAUUGUCACUGGCAAGGUCUUGAGAGAGAAUUCCUCAACUAUCAAUUUAUUUUCUGAGUAA